AUGCAAUUACGGGAUAUGGCGCCUUCAUCGGCGCUCGUGGCCUCGCUGCUGGCUAUCCCGCAGCUGGCUUCCGCCUUCUACCUUCCAGGUGUUGCGCCGACGUCUUACAAGAAGGGCGACGUCGUUCCCCUUUAUGUCAACAGCAUUAAGCCCGUUGCCGCGCCCUCCGACUCGCGAUUGCACUCGGUCGUUUCCUACGACUACUACCACCCGGGUUUUAAGUUUUGCGAGCCCGAGCCCGCUCCCGAAUAUGUGUCCGAAAGUCUGGGCAGCAUUCUCUUCGGAGAUCGCAUCAUGACCUCGCCGUUCGAGCUUCGCAUGAAGAACGACGAAGUCUGCAAACCUCUUUGCAUUCAGAAAUAUCCCCCGGCUUCCGUCGGAUUUGUUAGACGCCGCAUUGAGCAGGGCUACAGCUUGAACUGGCUCGUGGACGGCUUGCCCGCUGGCCAGGAGAUUUACGACGAUUUCACCAACACGACCUUUUACAACCCGGGGUUCUUGAUGGGUGGCGCUGACGAGCAAGGCAACAUCAUUUUCAACAACCACUACGAUAUCCAUAUCGAGUAUCACCCUGUCAAUGGCGACGAGACCCAGCUGCGCGUCGUCGGUGUUGUUGUUGAGCCCAGUUCGAGAGCCUACCCCGGUCUUAUAGACUGCAACAACAAGAUGGAGCCAAUUAUCUUCAACGAGGAUAGUGGCGAGAAGGAGGUCAAGUUCUCUUACUCUGUCUUCUGGAAGGAGUCCAAGACGGCCUGGGCUACUCGGUGGGACAAGUACUUGCACGUCUUUGACCCCAAGAUCCACUGGUUCUGGCUCAUCGACACCGCCAUCAUUGUCAUAAUCCUGAUCCUUACCGUCAUGUCCAUUCUGGUCAGAGCACUGAAGAAGGACAUCGCCCGCUAUAACCGUCUGGAUCAGAUCAACUUGGACGAUUUGUCGGGUACUUCAGCACUUGAGGAUGGAGUUCAGGAAGACUCGGGCUGGAAGCUGGUACAUGGUGAUGUUUUCCGGAACCCAUCCCACCCCCUGCUUUUGUCGGUCCUUCUCGGAAACGGCGUUCAGCUGUUCGUGAUGACUGGCUUCACUAUCUGCUUCGCUCUGCUUGGUUUCUUGUCACCUUCUAACCGCGGAUCUCUCGGCACGAUCAUUCUCUUGCUCUACACUAUUCUGGGCUUUGUCGGCGGUUACGUUUCCGCUAGAACCUACAAGGCGAUGCAGGGUGAGAAGUGGAAGAUGAACAUUGCGCUUACCCCCAUACUCGUUCCGAGCAUUGUCUUCGGCGCAUUCUUCUUCCUCGACCUGUUCCUCUGGGCGAAGGAGUCCUCCGGUGCCGUGCCGUUCACUACCAUGCUGGUUAUUAUAGCCAUCUGGUUCGUUCUUUCUGUGCCACUUUCGUUUGCUGGCUCCUGGAUGGGAUUCCGGGCCUCUGCUCUCGAGCCCCCGGUCAGGACCAACCAGAUUCCUCGCCAGAUCCCCCCCGUCACCACGUACCUGAGGCCGAUCCCUAGCAUGCUCAUUGUUGGCUUGCUCCCCUUUGGUGCCAUUUUUGUCGAGUUGUAUUUCAUCAUGAGCUCUGUUUGGUUCAGCCGCAUUUACUACAUGUUUGGCUUCCUCUUCCUUUCUUACGGCCUCAUGAUUGUUACCACUGCCGCAGUUACCAUUCUCAUGGUCUACUUCCUCCUGUGCGCCGAGAACUACAACUGGCAGUGGCGUUCAUUCCUCGCUGCUGGCAUGAGCGGUGGCUACAUCUUUGCGAACUGCCUCUUGUAUCUCAUUACGAAGCUGAACUUGAGCAACUUGGCUGGAACUGUGCUCUAUAUUGGCUACAGCGCACUGAUUUCCUUCCUAUUCUUUAUCCUCACUGGAUCGAUCGGAUACUUCGCCAGCUGGUGGUUCGUCCGGAAGAUUUAUGCCUCCAUCAAAAUUGAUUAA
Colletotrichum truncatum is the source of this 1932-nucleotide messenger RNA. RefSeq names its product endosomal integral membrane protein. NCBI's taxonomy places the organism in Eukaryota, Fungi, Ascomycota, Sordariomycetes, Glomerellales, Glomerellaceae. The record is from RefSeq and is a predicted model, not a curated record. Gene Ontology annotation, cellular component: endosome; fungal-type vacuole membrane. Gene Ontology annotation, biological process: vacuolar transport; protein localization to membrane.